AUGCUAUAUUGCUUAAUUUUUUUGUGUACAAGCUUAAAAUAUACUCUUGCAGCAUUUCUCGGAAACAACAAAUAUGCUAUUGUUGGCGGUGCUGCAGUUAAGCUCCUAGGAUCUACCCGAACGACAGAGGAUGUCGACUUCGUCGUUCCCCAGGGCGCCGUAGCAGCUGCGCGAACGAUCCUAGCAGCUGCCCCAGCCCAUUUCAUUGUCGACCCAAGGACCCGUCACACCCACUACAGGACCUCUCCGCCUGUAGAAAUCGAAAUCGUCUCCCCUCCUGCCCUUUUCCGGGAAACCUUCAAUGCAGAUACACCCACCCAUACGAUCACCAUUGGUAGUGCCUCCAUCAAGAUUCUCAGCCCAGUGCUCAUACUGAAUUCGAAAUGCCGCUCUAUCUUGGGACGACCAACUGAGGCCAAGAAAGUGUCCGAUGCCGCGGACAUCAAGUUCCUUCUCCGGUGGUUGGCAACUAACAAUGCCUUCCCAACAGCCCAGGAUGUCCCAAAUGCCACUAAGGAAUUUGUUGAGUGGUUUAUCGCGACAUACACUGGCGCGGAGUACUGGACGAGUGCGAGAUACAAUUUCCAGACAGGUGGGUCUCAUUUCCCCAAAUUCCAAUUCUUCAAGUUAACAUUCCCUAUUAACAGGUUCGUUCUGAGGCCUCGAGCACACCCUCGAGGUUCGGACUGUCAGAUGAUCAGUCAUGGGCCCGUACAGAGUCAGUGUUGGAAUUAA
Molecule: messenger RNA, 735 nt
Organism: Lindgomyces ingoldianus
Lineage: Eukaryota; Fungi; Ascomycota; Dothideomycetes; Pleosporales; Lindgomycetaceae
Exons: 2
Coding region: 1-735 (244 amino acids)
Source: RefSeq, a predicted model, not a curated record